AUGUCAUUUAUCAGCUUGCACGAUAGAAAUCAUCUGGCUGGCCCGACUCCAAAGUAUACUGGUGGGCAGACAGGAACACCUCGGAGCAGAAGUAAAGUUAAGAAUGUCAACCUACUGACACAACAUUUCAGGCUAGCGCAUCAGAGAGUCAGUCUUGAUGUGGACCUUGCUCACAAGAAGAUCAAUGGUUUUACUGAACUUACUUUGAUUCCAACGAGCAAUCAGCUUCGAGCAGUGAAGUUGGAUGCUAGAGAGAUGAACAUCAAGGAAGUGUACGUGAAUGGUACCAAGUUGGUGAACUUCAUUCACAAGGACAUGCUAUAUAUCAACGAUCCCGAAAAAUUUGAGUCAUGCACUAGCGCCAAAUUAGUGAACAUAUGGGACCUAUAUUCCGAAAAAUUCACAAUCAACCAGCACCAUCUUCUAAGACGAAAGCUCAACUACAUAUUCGGCGAAUUCGAGGAAGAUGAAUAUGAUGCUAAUAAUACCUUCGAUCUAGGGAACACGGAGGAGCUCAUCAUUAGUCUUCCCGAUAACUUCAAGCAUCAAUCAGCAGAUAGGCACGCGGCUCAUACUCCGGCAUCUCUGAUACCGACAGAUCUAACUCCAUUGCAUCUGCGAAAUAAAAACACACAUGGCGACACGUAUGCUCCCAUUCAAAUUGGAAUAGAGUAUGAGCUAAUUAAUCCAAAUAACGGUGUCAACUUCUCUUGUUUUGGGGAGGAUAGAAAACUCUGGCAUGCUUACACAGUGAAUUCCGAAUACAACGUAUCAACUUCCUCAUGGGUACCUUGCGUUGAUAAUUUGUGGGAAAAAGGAACGUGGUCUUUUGAACUUACUGUUCCGAGGAGUACAAAGGACAUUGACAACUUCUCUUCGUUCGAGAAUGGUUCUCUCAACGAUUCCAAGGAGGACGAAGUAGAGACAAAACAUUUUUCCAGUAAAGGAAUUCCCGUGGAUCACAAUGAAAGCGACGACGAUGAGGAUGAUGCAGAACACUUCGACUUGUUUGUCUGUACUGGAGAUACAAAUAAUGUGAAGGAAACUCCUCACCCCACAGAUAAAUCCAAGAAGGUUGUCUCCUGGUCCAUUUUUAAUCCCAUCUGCGCACAUCAUGUUGGGUGGGCAAUUGGCCCAUUUGAGAGCUCGGAGUUGGCAAAUCUAAACAGUAACUCACUGCAGCCUUCAGGAGAGGACGAAAUGGAAGAGAUCGAAAAGGAUGAACUCGGGUCCGUCGUUACGUUGUACUUCUUACCCGGCCAAGAAGAGUUGGCGAGAAACACGUGUAUUUUUGUUCACGAGGCACUAAAUUUCUUUUCUUCUGAAUUCGGCUCGUAUCCCUUUAGUUCCUAUGGCAUAGUGUUUGUCAGUGGACCCUCCCACCCAUACAAUAACUUUGCUGGUCUUACUGUAUUGAGUGACCGCCUUCUUUAUCCUCAGAACCUCAUUGAGCCAAUAUUCACACUAACAGAGGAGAUUUUGGAGUGCAUCGCUGGACAAUGGUCGAGCAUCAAUAUCGUGCCACAGACGUUCCAUGAUCUUUGGUGUACAAUCGGUAUCGCCCGCUUUAUGUCAUUCCAGUUCUUGAAGAAUUUAAUGGGAACAAAUGAGUUCAGAUAUAAAAUCAAGCAGAAGAUGGAGAAAAUAGUGGAAACGGAUGUAUCAAAGCAGCCAAUAUCAUUACCUUAUCUCCGAUUUCCCUUGUCUGAGGCUGAUCUUGACUUUGUGCGUCUUAAGUCAUCCGUUAUCCUACUCAUUUUAGACAGAAGGAUGACCAAGACUGAUAAACUGUUUGGACUUUCUCGUGUGCUACCCAAGAUCUUCUUGCAAGCAAUGUCUGGAGACUUGCAAAACGGUACCCUUUCUACGCAGCACUUUCAAAAUGUUUGUGAAAAAGUAAACCGAAAUCGAUUAGACAAUUUCUUCAAACAAUGGGUAUUUGGAGUGGGUACACCAGUGUUUAAUAUCACCCAAAGAUUUAAUAAGAAGAGAUCAUUGAUCGAAGUUGUCAUUCGUCAAACUCAAGUGCAACAGCACAAAACGAUUAGACCAAAGCCUGAAAACUUCAUGGAAGAGGCUAUGCAUUAUCUUCAUGAUCAAGAAUUGCCCUCAGCACAAACCACUUUUAUGGGGCCAAUGACCAUCAGGGUACAUGAGGCGGAUGGUACACCUUAUGAGCACAUUGUUGAUAUCAAAGACUCACUUGUUAAGUUCGACGUUCAAUACAAUACCAAAGCUAGACGUCUGAGGAAACACAAGGAAGAGAACGUGGAGGCUAAUCCUGUCUUUUCCAAACUUGGAGAUAUUCUCAAGAAGGAUAAAGACAUGAAAGAAUGGGAUUUGGAAGAGUGGCCAAAACGCGACGAAGAUUUGGUUGACCCAUAUGAAUGGAUUCGACUUGAUACAGAUACUGAGUGGAUCGCAAAGUUUAAUGUGAGGCAACCUGAUUAUAUGUUUUGCUCUCAAUUGCAACACGAUAGAGACGUUGAAGCACAAUGUGAUGCAGCACGUUACUUUGGAGAGCAAGAAAAGCCCAACAAAAUCUAUUGUACUACUUUAACGAGGACACUCAUGGACCGUCGCUACCACUACGGCGUUAGAAUUGCUGCAGCACGAGCACUUGCAGAUCUUUCAAAACAAAGUAAUUCAUACUUUGGUUUGAAAUAUCUCUUAAAAGCUUUUCGCAAGUUAUUCUGCUUUGAAAAUAGCUCUAUUCCACGAGCGAACUCUUUCGAGCAGUUCGAACGCUACUUCCUUCAAAGAGCAUUUCCACGAAUACUAGCACAAGUGCGAGAUGAUGAAGGAAAUACACUUCCGGAGAUCAAGGAAAUCCUUUUGAAUUUCGUAAAGUAUAAUGAUAAUUCCAACAAUGAGUUUCAAGAUUGCUAUUACGUUAGUGAUUUGCUUGGUGCACUCACUGAGGCGACGAUUCCAAUCAAUGAAAAGAAAAAAGUUAUCGACUUUCAUCUGGAAAAAGAGAAACGUCUUGGUUAUGAAUCCAGCGAUCAACAAUUUGUCGAUCAAGUUGUCGAGGAACUUGAUAGAUUAUGCAAGAUUGAAGAAUGGGUUCCAUCGUACCAAAAUAUCAUUUAUGCGAGCUGCAUCAGACAGAAAGCCAAAUUGGCUCGAAACAAUCUUUGCGAGUAUUCGUUUGAAGAGUUUGCCAAAUUUACAACUCCAAAAAAUCCAAUCGAAAUUCGAUUGGCUGCAUUUGAAAGUAUACUUGUGCUAGGUGGCAUCAAAGUCUGGGAGGUUCUUCGUUAUUUCCUACAUUCACUUUGUCUCAGCUCAAGUACCAGCAGUUUUAGAACGCGGAUGAUUGACGCUCUUAAGAAUGCGGUAUGCGAAGCUGCAAUUCACGGCUUGCCAUCUGACAUUGAUGACCCCGAAUUUGACUCCCUUGAUAAGUUAUUUAAUUCUAGGAAGGGCCAUUCCAACCCGAAUGGCAUGGUCGUUGUGGAGGAAUCGCAGAACCCUGAGAUCAGCUCGAGAAGAGACGCCCUCGCCAGAGCUAGCAUUGAGGGUGCUAUUCUUUUGUUGAGAAGAGAUUACGGAAUUGGGCUCGGUCUUAAAAAGGUUUUUUGGAGGUUGAUUCAUACAUCGCUUUUGGGCUUAAGAGAGAGAAGAAUCCUUUUUGGCUUGUGUGAACUCUUGUUCUUCGAAAAGGACACCUAUCCUGUCGACAUUCCUGUGCCAUACGUUCCACUAGAGGAAUUAAAGAAGAAGAUUGUUGCCAAAGAACUUGACAAUUGCCAGGUUAUUAUCAAACGUGAGGGAAGAUUCCGUAUUCAGCUUUCAACUAAGAUAUCAUUAUCCGAUGGUAGGAGAGCAGAGAAGCCAGGCCGCGCAGUAUCAGAACAUGGCAAACGAGGAUCGAGCUCUACAUUUGAUAAUAAGGCCCCUGAACCAAAACUCAAGCUUAGACUUGGUCGCCUGGAAACCAAAGGACCAGAAGCCGAACAACAUCCGAUCGUCACGAGAAAUGGCAAAAACAAUAUGAGUAUAAAGAUGAAGUUUUUGAGACGUAACCUAUCAGAUGUGACAACAUCGUGCAGGAGGAGAAGAAACGUUUUACUCAGCGAUUCAUCUGUUACGCUCAAAUUCUUCAGUCCGGACAAUAUUAAGAAGCUCAAAAACCCUCCUAAGAUUAAUACUGUGGCUGAUGAAAGUGUUAACGACAUCCCAACUACUGCACGAGGUGACCUUUCGGUUAUCAAAGGACCAACUAGGUUUGUGAAAAUCAAGUCUGGUAUGGUGUCACUUUCUGAAACUCCAUUCACAAGUGAUCAACGGGAAGAUAUGACGAGCCAACAACCCAAGCAAAAUCACCUGAUGAAUGAAUCGGAGACACCGCAGACUGUUAAAGAAACGGUUGCAGAACCAAUUAAACGAGACAUUUCGCAUGCACCGAAUAAAUUGACCCCUCGAGUUACUUCGAGAGAGGGACUGGCAGAACCUCCAUGGUCAAGGGCAACCAGUCCUGGAGACGGUGAAAACCAUGGAACCAAGAAGAAAAAAACAAAAAUCUACAUUCAUGACGGCUCCAGGAGCCAAAGCCGAUCUACCUCGAGCUCAGUCGAGCCUGAGGAGAAGAAAGAGCCUGCUGAGAGCAGGGAUGAGAAGAAUAAUGAACAAGAGCAAAAAGAGGCACCCAAAAGUAAGCCAAAGCUCUCCUUGAAGCUCUCGCUCAAAUGA
Molecule: messenger RNA, 4695 nt
Organism: Candidozyma auris
Lineage: Eukaryota; Fungi; Ascomycota; Pichiomycetes; Serinales; Metschnikowiaceae
Gene: TSM1
Product: Tsm1p
Exons: 1
Coding region: 1-4695 (1564 amino acids)
Biological process (GO): transcription initiation at RNA polymerase II promoter
Cellular component (GO): transcription factor TFIID complex
Molecular function (GO): transcription cis-regulatory region binding; RNA polymerase II general transcription initiation factor activity; chromatin binding
Source: RefSeq, a predicted model, not a curated record